AUGGCCUUCGAAUGGAUGGACCAUAGCUUGGUGGACUUCGAUCCCAAAUAUUUCAAACAGCAUCCUAGGAUCCUGCAGGUAGCUUCAAAGAGCGUUUUGAAGGCUCUCGCAACUUACAAGGAGCUGAACCUGAUUCAUACAGAUCUCAAACAUGAGAAUAUUCUUAUCUCGAACAUCGACUCAGAAGAGCCUACGGUAAAGUUGGCAGAUCUCGGAGCAAGUGAACAUUGGGCCGUCGCGAAGCUCUUCCGCCUAUUCAACAGUUUACCUUCCCCUGUUGAUAGAUACCGCGAGUCAGAAUGGGAGCUGGCCGAAAAGCUAGUUGAUCCACAAUACGGUUAUAUGAAAGUCGGUACAAUAGACAAGGAAAUCAGAAAGUUGGAGUUGCCAGAAAUCAUGGUUGAUUUUAUCAUGUCCCUACUUGUCGUGGAUGAUGAGAAGAGGCCAACAGCUCAGGAGGCAUUGAAAUACCCGUUCAUUCAUGCCGAGUUUUGA
Coccidioides posadasii C735 delta SOWgp is the source of this 495-nucleotide messenger RNA. The record is from RefSeq and is a predicted model, not a curated record. Lineage: Eukaryota; Fungi; Ascomycota; Eurotiomycetes; Onygenales; Onygenaceae.